This is a messenger RNA of Micropterus salmoides (largemouth bass), 2084 nucleotides long. RefSeq names its product nuclear factor 7, ovary-like. Lineage: Eukaryota; Metazoa; Chordata; Actinopteri; Centrarchiformes; Centrarchidae. The coding region runs from base 330 to 1736 and encodes 468 amino acids. The transcript has a single exon. Gene Ontology annotation, molecular function: protein binding; zinc ion binding. The record is from RefSeq and is a predicted model, not a curated record.
CAUUUGUCAUUUAUUGUCCUCAAAAUACUCCUUCAAUUGAAGCUCCACCUUUUAAUGUCAUCUGAGACAAUCAGGAAAUAGAGGUUAUCUUCUUCAUGGCUCAUUCACAGGAGAUGCACCCUGAGAGACAUAACAUCCAUCUUCAUAACGGACAGGAGAGGUACAAGAUGCAGCACUGGAAUACUGAAUACUUCAACUGGAAGGAAUAAAAAACACAAAUCAAAGUGAAAGUAACUAAGGGAACUUCUUGCAGCAACAAGGGGAAACUGACUGUCUUCCUGUUUUAGCGUUCUGCCUGGUGUGUUUCAUUCGAUUCUCUCAAGGACAAAAUGGCUUCCUGUUCAGAGAGGGAUCUCACCUGUCCUGUCUGCCAGGACAUCUUUAAAGACCCUGUUCUCCUGUCAUGUAGCCACAGCUUCUGUAAAGCCUGUCUGCAGAGAUGGUGGAGAGAGAAACUAAUAAAUGAGUGUCCGGUUUGUAAGGAAAGACCUUUACCUAGUGAUCCACCACUUAACCUGGCAUUAAGAAACCUGUGUGAGAACUUCCUAACGGAGAGAGAUCAGAGGGGUUCAGCUAAGUCAAAGUCUCGCUGCAGUCUGCACUCUGAGAAACUCAAACUCUUCUGUCUGGACCAUCAGCAGCCAGUGUGCCUCGUCUGCAGAGAUUCAAAAACACACAACAACCACAGAUUCAGACCCAUCGAUGAAGCUGCACAGAAUCACAGAGAGGAGCUCCAGAAAUCCCUGAAACCCUUACAGGAGAAAUGGAAGUUCUUGAAAGAAAUGAAAGGAAACUGUGAUCAAACAGCAAAAUACAUUAAGGUCCAGACUCGACACAUAGAAAGGGUUAUUAGGGCCGAGUUUAAGAAGCUUCACCAGUUUCUACAAGAGGAAGAGGAGGCCAGGGUUGCUGCUGUGUGGGAGGAAGAAAAGCAAAAAAGUAAAGUGACCAGGGAGAAGACUGAGUCUGUGAGCAGAGAGAUAGCAGCUCUUUCAGACACAAUCAGAGCCACAGAGGAUGAGCUGAGAGCUCAAGACGUCUCAUUCCUGCUCAACUACAAGGCUGCAGUGGAAAGAGUCCAGCAGCGCCCCCUGCUGGAGGAUCCAGAGCUGGUCUCAGGAGCUCUGAUAGACGAGGCCAAACACCUGGGCAACCUGACCUUCAACAUCUGGAACAAGAUGAAGAAGGUGGUCUCCUACACUCCUGUGAUUCUGGAUCCAAACUCUGCUCAUCCAGAACUCAUCCUGUCUGGAGAUCUGACCAGCGUGGGACGUGGACAGAGACAGAAGCUUCCUGAAAACCCAGAGAGGUUUGAUUCAUUCAUCUCCAUCCUGGGCUCUGAGGGCUUUAACUCAGGGACUCACAGCUGGGAUGUUGAAGUUGGAGACAGUACAAGCUGGGUCCUGGGUGUUGCAGCAAAGUCUGUCCAAAGGAAGGGAGACAUAAAGACUGGAUUGUGGCGAAUAGGCUUAUUUAAUGGUAAAUAUGCAGCGGCCUCCCCAUCAGAUCCACGUAUUGUUCUCUCAGUGAAUAAGAAUCUCCAGAGGAUCCGAGUUCAUCUGAACUGGAACAGGGGAAAACUGUUAUUCUUUGAUCCUGAUACCAACACACACUUGCACACCUUCACACACACUUUCACUGAGAAGCUAUUUCCAUACAUCAGUAAUAAGCAUGAACACCAACUAAAAAUAUUACCAUUGAAUGUCUCUGUAACAGUACAACAGCUCAGUGAGUGAUGACGAUAGUAAUAAUCUCUUAAAUGUGAAUACCAAACAAUUAUGGGUUAUUUUCAAAUCUCAUUGUCUUUGUAUUUACAGUGUGUUAAGUAAUAAUUACAGUACUAUCUUUUGUGUGUCAAAUGCUCACCCUGUAGGUUUGCAGGUUUGAAGCUUUCUCCUGCAGUCAGCCUGAAUAACAAGGCAAAACUAUACUGUAUCAAAAUGUACAUAGAAACUUCUCAAAACACUUCAGUAAAACCAGCUUCUCUUUUUAUAUACACUUGAGAUUUCUUCCUUGUCUUUAUGGUGAGCAUUGGUUGGGUGAGGAAAUGUUGACUGAGGCAAUAAAAAAUAUAUUUGACUUGA